CUCCACGGAUGAACACCAAGAAUCAAUACAUUCCAGUGUAGAACGUAUAGGAAAACAAUUCAAUUUCACCACUGUUAUCUUCUUCGUGACUCUCUCCCGUUUUUUCACUCUCAAUUUCAAAUCGCUAACAAAUAUACAUAAAAGGUAAAGCUUUCAAUUUUCCAAGAGGAGCAAUUAUUAAAGAAGCUUUUGAAAGGGAGAGAGAAAUAGGGUUUUCGGUCUUCCAAAAUGAAGACGACGAAGGGUGGUAAGGUUAUGAACCCUACCGAUGCUUAUCGGAAGGAGAUUCGCAAGAAGGAAUUGAAAAGGAAUAAGAAAGAAAGAAAGAAGGUGAGGGAGGUGGGGAUCUUGAAGAAGGAUCCUGAUCAGCUGAAGAAGCAGAUUGAUAACUUGGAAAUGAUGAAGGCUGAUGGUGCCUUGGAUAAAGCAAGAAAGCACAAGAAGAGGCAACUUCAAGAUACACUUAAUCUUGUCAUGAAGAAGAGGAAGGAAUAUGAAGAAAAAAUGCGGGACAAGGGUGAGGCUCCUGUUAUGUUCAGUCAUUUGGGUCCUCCUCGAAGGAGAACAAGCGCAGAAGAGGAAGAGAGAGUCAAUCACCCAAAACCAGAGGACUCUGUUUAUUACCAUCCUACCUUAAAUCCUACUGGGGCUCCACCGCCAGGGAAACCUCCUAUGUUCAAAUCGUCUAUAGGACCUAGAAUUCCCUUGUUUGAUGCUUCGUCAAGCACUGCUGCAUCGUCCUCAGGAAUAGAGUCUGAGGAUGGUCUAUUAUCCGUACCUCCACCUCCCCCACCACCACCACUGCCUGAUGCUAGUUCAGCUGAUGAUGCUGUUUUACCGGCAUCUUUGCCACUGCCUCCACCACCUCCUAUGCCUCCAAAGCCUGCUGCUGGGGUGCCUGCAUCAUUACCUCUGCCUCCUUUGCCACCUCCACCUCCUGGUCCUCCGCCUAAAGAACAAGCUGUAAAUCGGCCUUUACCCCCUCCUCCUCCACCUCUACAACAGUCUCAGCCGCCUCCACCUGGCACCCAUGAAGGUGAAGAGAGAAAUCAGUCUGCAUUGCCAGAUAAUCUAUCUUCCAAGGAGCCUGGUCAGGUGCAGCUUCCUCCGCCUCCUCCCCCACCAAGUCGUAUGCCCCAAAAUUCUGGUGCCAUACAGUCUGAUGGUGCUGUGGUUUCUACUGACAACAAGAAUUCUUUGUCAAACCAGGAGAUCCAGAAAAUGGUUCCUGGGCCUCCUCCUCCUCCUCCAAGGCAACAACCUCCUGUUCCAGGACCCACAUUAAUCCCAACUUUACAGCCUGAUGUAUUGCCUCCUGGAAUAUCCCGGUUCCCACCACCCCCACCCCCACCUGAUAUGAGGCCUCCUCUACCCGUGGCCGGACUUCCUGGUCAGGCACCUCCUCCUGGAAUGAUGGUCCCCCUAAUCCCAAGGCCACCAUAUGGUCUUCCACCUGGGCCUCCUCCAAUGAUGAGACCGCCGCUUCCACCCGGCCCUCCUCCAAACUUUCAUGAAGAGGAUCAUAUGGCAAGUAGGCCACCUCCUCAGAAACCAUCAUAUGUCAAAUCCGCUGCUUCUACUGUUGUGAAACGACCAUUAGCUCAGCACACUCCAGAACUCACAUCAAUGGUUCCUGCGUCUGUGCGGGUGAGAAGGGAGACUGCAAUGACGAAAACAAAACCAAAACCGUCUGUGUCAACAUCAACAUCUAGGACAGUCUUUGCACCACCAGGGCCAACUAUUGUAAAACCAGACUCAGUGAGCUCGUCAUCUGCUCCCAAAGCACCGAGCAUUGAUGACUCAUACUCGGCUUUCUUAGAGGACAUGAAAGCACUUGGUGCCCUUGAUGGUUGAGAUCACUGUAAGUGGCAGAGUCACAAAACGGGGAGGAUGUGGACAGUAGUUUGUAUUCAAGGAAUUACUCAUUUGACAACUUUUUUAAUGAUAAAAGUAUUUAAUACCUUGAAAGCUCAUGUGAUUCUAAUUCAUAUCUUCUCUCUUUAAUUUAAAUUGGUUCAUCGUAAUUGUAGUUUUA
Molecule: messenger RNA, 2035 nt
Organism: Lathyrus oleraceus (garden pea)
Lineage: Eukaryota; Viridiplantae; Streptophyta; Magnoliopsida; Fabales; Fabaceae
Product: protein EARLY FLOWERING 5
Exons: 9
Coding region: 229-1854 (541 amino acids)
Biological process (GO): RNA processing
Cellular component (GO): spliceosomal complex
Source: RefSeq, a predicted model, not a curated record